CGCUGGCACCAGCGGUGAUUCAGUGUGUGUGGCGUCGUUUCUUUGUGAGCACUGAAGAGCUAUUUCACUUCGCUUAGAGUGGCGGGUGUGUGAGGAGUGGGGUGUUGAGGGCAUUCCGUUCUUAAAUCGUUACGCAGUUUCUUCGGUAAAGAUAACUGGGUGCGAACAAGGUCAUCGUUUUUAAUCGGAGGGUCGGAGGCAAGACGAUGGCGUUGAAAGUGCUGAUUCUCGCCACGCUGGUGGGAGCUGCUGUGUGUGGCCCUACCAUUGUUUCCCGAGGAGAAACUGGCCGGGUGCAACACAGACUCGGAUCCAAAAAGUGCACAUUUGGUCCAUCAUACUGGUGUGAUCAUAUCAGCAAGUCAGCUGAAUGUGGCAUGACCUCCUGGUGCAUCGACAAGGUGUGGAACUACAUGAGCCUGCCAGAGGACAAUGAUGAUGUGUGCCACAUCUGCCUGGACAUGGUGAAGGAGGCUCGUGACCAGCUUAACAGCAAUGAGACCCAGGAGGAGCUGAAGGAGGUGCUGGAGGGCUCGUGCAACCUGCUGCCGAUCCGGCUGAUCGCCAAGGAGUGCGACGAGCUGGUGGACGAGUUCAUCCCGGAGCUGGUGGAGGUGCUGUCCUCGCAGAUGAACCCGCAGGUGGUGUGCCAGACGGCCGGACUGUGCAACUCUCCGCGGGUUGACAAGCUGCUGGAGGAUCGGAGCCACAAGAAGCUGGCGGAGAAACCGGCUGACGCGUGCGCCACCUGUCAGCAGAAGACGACAGCUUUGAAGCAGCAUGUGGCCGCUGGAGGGCAGCAGCAGCUGCUGGACAGCCUGCUGCCGGUUUGCCGUGACCUGGGGUCGUACAGUGACGCCUGCGCCGGCGAUCUGGCCGCGCACAUCGACGUCAUCUACCAGUGGGUGGCCGAGCUGGACACGGACGGCAUUUGUCUGCUGGGCAACGCCUGUCCCGGCCUCUUCGACGAGACGCCGCUGCAGCUGACGGCGACGGGCCCGGCCGUGGACUGCGAUCUCUGUAUCCACAUCGUGAAACACUGGCGGGACAUCCUGGUGGCCAACACGACCAAGGAGGAGUUCAAGGAGAUCCUGGACGGCAUCUGCUCCAAGACCAAGGCCUGGGCGCCCAAGUGCACACAGCUGGUGAACGAGUACUACGAAGUGAUCUACGAUUACCUGGUGAACCAGAUGCGCGCGCAUACCAUCUGCAAGGCCAUCGGCCUGUGCUCCAAGCCCGGCCAGUCGGUGCCGCUGGGGGCCGUGGUGCCGGCCGGCUCGGAGGCGGCCGCUGUGCUCGGCGCGCAGCCGCUGCUCCGCCUGCAGCCGUCGCUGGAGAUGCCGCUGGCCAAGCUCACCCCGCCGCAAGAGCUGCACACCGUGGCCCUGGAGAAGAGCCCCGUGCAGAAGGUCCCGAAGCUGCACCACGUCCAGCUGAAGAAGUCGCCGCCCCGCGCCUACGGCAACGAUGGCCUGGCGCACCCUAACCCGCUGGAGGGCUCUCCUAUACCUGCUGCCGAGGUGCUGCCCGUCGGCCAGCUGCCGCUCUCGCGGCUGGGCCUGCCCGACAUGAGCGGCCUCUUCCAGCGCAACACCGAGCUCUGUGACAUCUGCGAAUUCGGCCUGCAGGAGCUGCGGAAGGUGCUGAUGGAGGACGCGACAGAGGACGAGCUGACUGAGCAGGUGGGCCGCCUCUGCCACCUGCUGCCGCGCACGCUGGCCAACCGCUGCAACAAGUUCGUCGCCACCUACGGCGACUUCAUCAUCACCAUGUUGGCACAGGAGAUCGACCCCAGCGAGGUGUGCCCGGCACUGCGACUGUGUCCGCUGCCGGACACGGAGGCUUCACUGGAGGAGUCUGAGUCCUCCGAGCAGCUAUCCUCCGAGGAGCGUGUGGACGAGGCGCCCGGCUGCGCCAUCUGUGAAUACGCCAUGAACACCCUGCUCGACUACCUUAAGGACAAGAAGACCGAGCGCGACAUCCGGGACGCCCUGGACCGCGUGUGCGACAUGCUGCCGCACACGGUAUCGCACGAGUGUGAGGAGCUGGUCAACACGUUCACGGAGGAGCUGAUCGACAUGCUGGUCAGCGGUAUGACGGCCGACGAGAUCUGCGUCAUGCUGCGCCUCUGCGUGGCCGACGCCGGCCGCAACGACGUCUUGUCCAACUCGAUAUACUCGGUGCCGCUGUUGGAGGGCGCCGGUCCGUCCGGCAUGCAGUUCGCCGGGCUGGCGGCGCCGUUGGCGGGCCUGCCCGUCAACUCCCCCCGCAUGCCGGGUCAGCCCGAGCAGCUGCCGGCGCCGGCCGACGACGAGGACCCGCCCGAGUACCUGCCGGCGCGCGUCAAGCGGCCUGACCUGAUGGCGUCCGCCGAGGAGGAGGAUGACGAGGACAUGGAGGGGGAGGACGACGACGACGCCGAGGACGAGGACGAGGACGACGACAGGCAGUCGCCGGUGUGCGUGCUCUGCGAGUUCGUCAUGAUGCAGCUGAAACUGAAGCUGGAUGACAACGCCACUGACGCGGAGAUCGAGGACGCCCUGAAGCACGUCUGCUCCUACAUGCCCAAGUCGAUCGAGGCGGACUGCGAGGGCUUCGUGGACGAGUACGGCGCCCCCGUGCUGGACGCCAUCAAGGCGGCCGUCGCUGACCCAGACACUGUCUGCGCCGAGCUCCAGCUGUGCACCGCCCAGCGAGCGCCGGUCGGGCGUCGGACGCUCUCCGACACCAGCAGAUGCGGCGAGUGUCAGCAGAUCGCCGGCUACGCCGAGCUGCUCCUGACCGACGCCGACCAGCCAGUGACGUCAGAGCAGCUGUGCCGUCUUCUGCCGGUCGAGCGCCGCGCCAAGUGUGAGCAGCUGGUGGAGUGGUACGGGCCGUGGGUGUUCAGCCAGCUGAGUCAGUUGGUCUCCCCCCGGGAUGUCUGCAUCGGUAUUGACCUGUGCCCCCGGCCGCCUGGCACGGUGCACCUGAUGGGGGGCGAACGCUGCCAGUGGGGCCCCGACUACUUCUGCCAGGAUGAGUUCCACGCCAGGGCCUGUAACGCCCUGCAGCACUGUGUGGAGCACGUCUGGGAGCAGGUCGAGCCGGACAUGCCCUGAGGCGCCGACACCGGGAGCGGUCCUCAGCGCUGCCAGCCGUCGCUCGCCACCGGCUUGGCUCGGCCCGGACCGGCUCGGACGGAACGGAACCGGCAAAGACCGCGAUAUAGCCUACUGCUGUUUACCGUGUAGGACCUCCUGGGGACCCAAAUACAUGCGUGCCUUAUCGAAGCAAUCAAAAUCGAAACACUAACUUGUGUGAAACGGCGUGCCUCAUGCACAGAAAGUAAAGCUGCGUACGCAUAAGCUUCUGUACUUUUGGGCAUCGGGCGUCACAGCAUCCGUCGACAUGGUGGGAAUCAAAUUCGUUUCGAACCGCCAUUCGCCACGAGUUUGUGGGUGCAAAUGUAGCCAAUGCUUGUCAUGUAACGCUUGUCAUGUAAUGCUCGUCUUACCGUCCCCGUUAUGAGCCGUUGUGACCAGCGGUGAGCAAACGGCAGAGCAUGUCGGGCGCUUACGCUGAUUCCCACCGAGGCGGCGCGUUGGCCACCGGCUCUCGGGGAAUGUCAUACUGGCCAGUCGUGCUGUCGGUCACCCGCUGUGGCUGUGUGAUAGCACUGUAACUAACCGUACCGUCAUCCCCGAUGAUAUUGCCGGGAAUCGUGAUAACGGCGGCCACGUGGGUGCUAUAUGACCGCGUUGUAGAGGCAUCCGAAAGCCCCAGUUGCUACUACUGCUAUAACAACGGUCGCAGUAUGCUUGUGUGGAAACGUAUGAUUUUACAUAGCCAUGCAGUGAGAUUGAGAGCCACGUUCCGUGUGACAUUUUGUAUCCAGCAAUAAAUUAAGCCAGUGAUGGAUGUU
Messenger RNA from Pollicipes pollicipes, 3904 nucleotides. RefSeq names its product prosaposin. Gene Ontology annotation, cellular component: lysosome. Lineage: Eukaryota; Metazoa; Arthropoda; Thecostraca; Pollicipedomorpha; Pollicipedidae. Bases 207 to 3101 code for a protein of 964 amino acids. The record is from RefSeq and is a predicted model, not a curated record. Gene Ontology annotation, biological process: sphingolipid metabolic process. The transcript has 23 exons.